AUGGAUAAAAAACAGGAAAAGAAAAUAAAACGGAAAAAGGAAAAGGAAAAGGAAAAGGAAAAGGAAACGAGUUAUUUCUCUGAAACUGUUACGUUUUGCGGCACGAUAGUUCGGGACUCAAUGGUGAACGUAGCAGAGACAAUACAAAAUAAUUACUAUCCGAUCAAGGAAUCUAUAUUAAACAUAUACGACAGUUAUUUUUGUGAAAAUACACAGCAAAGUAACAGUAGGGUGAAUGGAGGUGUACCUUUUUUUACUGUAAAUCAAGAGAAUUCAAAAAAAAAAUAA
Messenger RNA from Plasmodium gonderi, 288 nucleotides. RefSeq lists its product as hypothetical. Bases 1 to 288 code for a protein of 95 amino acids. Lineage: Eukaryota; Apicomplexa; Aconoidasida; Haemosporida; Plasmodiidae. The record is from RefSeq and is a predicted model, not a curated record. The transcript is spliced from 2 exons.